CUGUGACGAAGAGGGUCACACCGGCAAGGAGUGGUGCGUACCAGAUAAUCCUAUCCUUUGAAGGUCACCCCUAAUGACAGCUUCACAGCCCGAAGCCGCGUGAUUGGAGCCGUGUAAAGUGUAACAACUGCGGCGAAAUGGGCCACGGUGUAAAGCGCUGCCCGAAGCCGGUGCCGGAGGAGCCGGAGGAGGACGCUCAGCGCGGUAGUGCCGGUGCUGGCGGAGACGGUGGGUGGGCGAGCAACACUGCUGGCCCCAGCUACGGCGAGGGCGAGGCGGCUACUGCGAGCGCGGGCGGUUGGUGAUCAUAUUCGAUCUCAUCCAAUCUGCCACCCGGGAGUGAGACGGACUGCCGGGCAGAGACAGACGUGGAAGACAAGGCGAAAGCAAGCGGUUCGGAGUCUUCAUGCUACAUCGAUGGCUGUGCUUGAUGGAUGCAUCAACGGGAUCUUGCCGGUGGCGUUUGCUGCACUUGACGGU
Baudoinia panamericana UAMH 10762 is the source of this 480-nucleotide messenger RNA. RefSeq lists its product as uncharacterized. The coding region runs from base 138 to 305 and encodes 55 amino acids. The record is from RefSeq and is a predicted model, not a curated record. The transcript has a single exon. NCBI's taxonomy places the organism in Eukaryota, Fungi, Ascomycota, Dothideomycetes, Mycosphaerellales, Teratosphaeriaceae.